AUGGACACGACUACAGAACUCCCUGUAAGCUGCCAUGAUGAUUGCCCCAUCAAUGCUGUCUUCCUGGGAAGGCCUCCGAAAGUCGAAGACAUUUUCUCAUCAAACUGUUCGCUGCCCCUUAACAUCACUGGAAACUUCUUCCGCCGGAUCCCUCGCGAUCUCAGUGGAGAGGUUCGAAUCCCCCUGUACACAAUCAUAUUUUUGUUGGCCGUGGUGGGGAAUAGUUUGGUUAUCGUGGCCCUGGUACAGAACAAACGGAUGAGAACUGUGACUAACGUGUUCUUGCUGAACCUUUCUGUCAGUGACUUACUUCUGGCCGUCUUCUGCAUGCCCUUCACACUCAUACCAGUUUUGCUGAAGAACUUUAUCUUUGGCGCCACUAUGUGCGUUCUUAUCCGAUACUUACAAGGUGUAUCUGUGGCCGUCAGCUGCUUUACCCUGGUUGCUCUCUCACUCGAGCGGUACUACGCCAUCUGCCAGCCUCUCACGUCACGAAGUUGGCAGACCCUCUCCCAUUCCUACAAGGCUAUAGGGGUGUGUUGGGGGCUGGGCAUUGCCAUCAUGUCACCCAUUGCCCUUUACACCCGCCUACAUGCUCUCACUAACGGACGAUUUGCGUGCAAAGAAGUGUGGAAGGACCAUGUCUGGGAAAAAGUCUACACAGUCCUUCUUGACAUAUUCUUGCUUGUUUUACCGCUUCUGAUCAUGUCUGUGUGCUAUGGCAGCAUCAUGAACACAUUGUGGAUGGGAAUGAAAAUGGAAUCGAAAACAGAAAAAGGUAAUUUAGACGAAGAACAGGUGGAAACUAACAUGUUUCCUAUAUCCAUGGAAACGGAAAGCGGCAGUGCACCUUUGUCAAGACAGUCCUCUCCGCGGUCCUUUAGAAAUCGUUACAGUAGGAUAAUGAGACAAAGUAACUUCGACAGAACCAAAAUCGCCAAGAAAAGAGUGAUCAAAAUGCUAUUCGCUGUUAUACUGGAGUUCUUUGUGUGCUGGACGCCAUUGUAUGUACUGACCACUUGGAAGACCUUCCAUCUGAUGAGCCUAUUACAGACGAUAACCCCGAUGACAAUGUCUCUCAUACACCUCUUGUCUUACAUUUCCUCUUGCUGUAAUCCAAUCACGUAUUGCUUCAUGAACCGGAAGUUUCGUCAGGGGUUCAUUACCGUAUUCCGGCGUAUGCGCUGUUGGGAAAAGGGACGCUGGACUGGUUGUUCCUGUGGCAUACUGCAGAAGAUGUACUGGUUAUCUCUGUGGCAUACUGCAGAGGAUGGACAGGUUGUCCCUGUGUCAUAA
Liolophura sinensis is the source of this 1296-nucleotide messenger RNA. Its product is annotated as cholecystokinin receptor type A-like. Bases 1 to 1296 code for a protein of 431 amino acids. The record is from RefSeq and is a predicted model, not a curated record. The transcript is spliced from 4 exons. NCBI's taxonomy places the organism in Eukaryota, Metazoa, Mollusca, Polyplacophora, Chitonida, Chitonidae. Gene Ontology annotation, biological process: neuropeptide signaling pathway. Gene Ontology annotation, cellular component: plasma membrane. Gene Ontology annotation, molecular function: gastrin receptor activity; neuropeptide receptor activity.